Molecule: messenger RNA, 2500 nt
Organism: Rhagoletis zephyria (snowberry fruit fly)
Lineage: Eukaryota; Metazoa; Arthropoda; Insecta; Diptera; Tephritidae
Product: protein krueppel-like
Biological process (GO): regulation of transcription by RNA polymerase II
Molecular function (GO): RNA polymerase II cis-regulatory region sequence-specific DNA binding; DNA-binding transcription factor activity, RNA polymerase II-specific
Source: RefSeq, a predicted model, not a curated record
GUACGUACUAAACUAAACUUUUUAAAAUUAAAUGACACAGUGGGCGCAAAAUUUCCAUAGCCUGACUAUAAUUAAUUGGCUGAUUUGUGCGGCACUCAUACAUACAUAUACAUACAUACAUAAAUAUGUAUGUAUGUACAUUAUAUAAAGCCAUACUCUUCCGCGCCAUCACCAGCUUUAAGACUUUACACAGAUUGCAUAAAUGCGCAAUUUUUCAUGCAUACAUACAUAUAUAUAUGUACAUCCGGAUGUACUCAUUCAAACCCCUUUACCAUCUGAUUUGGAUACAAUUUGAUAAAAAAGCACGCGCCUAAAUUCAAAAGACGUCCAUCAUCCAUGCCAAACGCGAAAGCAUAUCUAUCAUCAACACUCGCCAACAUCACCACAACCACCACCACAUUCGCCACUUAUGUAUACAAAGCUAAUGUGCCAAGCUCGGCCAGAUUCAUGGACACCGGCUCGCAACUACGUCGCAACUUGCGUGUGAAGACCAGCCCGCCUAGUAGUCCUGUUUGUACGCCUGUCAUAAAGUACGAACCGGCGCCAUCUAUCGACGACAACGAAGAUGAAUUAUCUGGCGUGGCCAGCCAGCUUGGGUUAGGAAGUCAAAGUGGCACGAUUUCCGUUGGUAUUACGGGUGACAGCACAGCUAUUCUCCCAGUCGAAGGCGCGGAUGAUGAGCAGCCGUGUGAUCUUCGCUUGAGCUCAUUUCGGAUGAAUCUUGUGUCAAUGGCGCUGCAACAGGCGGCAGCAGCCGUAAUAAGCGGUGGAUCAGUCACGAGCCCUUCAGGUAUUCAACAAGCUGCGUUGCAAACAAUGGCUGCCGCACCCCCAACCCACCUCCCGUCCCUGAUUAAUUUUCCGCAUCCGCAUACACCCCAUACACACGCCCAGUUACCAAGUCAAGCUUCGGCGCAACCGCGCUCGAUUACACCAACCCGUCGUUACAGCACCAGCACCAGCACAGCUACAAGCGGAGGUCCUGCUGCUGGAGUUGGACCCGAAGUAGUGCCUUCAAAUAGGGUAGCAUCACCACUAGGUGGGGCUAUUAGCGUUGGGCCGCUUACGGCCGCUUCUAAUACUUCGGCUACCUCAGGACCGUCUACCUCGGCAGCAGCAGCGGCUGCCAGCUCAGCACUUUUGACCGGUGCCAAUAGUAGUGACGAGGUGGCAGCAGGCAGAGGGGGCGCCAUUAGCAAUAGUGGCAGCAGUCAUAUCGCUGUCAUUGCUCCAGGAUCUGGGGGCUCUUUCGGUGGCGCAUAUACUUGUGAACGCUGUGGUAAUUCUUAUGCCCGACCGCAUAGCUUAAAUCGGCAUAUGCGCUUCGAAUGCGGUGUUGAGCCGAAGUUUGAGUGCCCGAUUUGCCACAAGAAGUCAAAACAUAAACAUAACCUCGUUUUGCACAUGCGCACACACCAACAUCGAUGAUACAAUCAACCCCGAUAUUCGCAAUGACCACCGAUAUUCCGCCAACAACUAAACGCUUGGAAAAAUACGAAUCAAGAAACAACAACAUCAGCAGCAGCAGCAGCAGCAUAAUCAACUAAAAAAGCACAUCACGAUUUCAAACAUCCACAUUGCAGACCACCUGAUCGAGCGCUUUCAUCUCAUCCGGCGGCACUAUUGUCAUCCCCCACGCUUCGCCAUGCUGAGGCCGAAUUCUUCACAGAUAGCGUAGAGCACAUUCCAAAGCAAUCGAAUCUACAUAUUUUAUUAGCGAAGCAGCAGUACAGUGUAGUGAAUAGUUUAGUCGGUGGGAGAGGAGAGGAUGCAUGGAUAAGUGCGGCGGGCAGCGUAAAACCAUGAAGCAUACAUACAAACAAACGUAAAUAGAUACACAUACAUACAUACACAAAUGCAGGUAUGUAAGGGGCAUGUGAAAGGGAAUUCCAAAAUUCUCCAAGUGUAGCACAUUAUUAAUCAAUUAGCACGAAUGUGAUUUAAUUCUUUUGAACAGAAAGAAGUCUUGUAAUUUUCCAAAUGAUCUUGAGAACUUAGUCGUUUUUUUUACAUUCAUUUAUUUUUACAAUUUUACUAUAGCUUAAAGUAAUUUUAUACGAUCAUGUAUAGAUGCAUAUGUAUGGUUGGUUUCUCUACGGACAGACAAACCUGUUGUGUUGCGAGGAUAUUGAUCAAUUAAUUAAUAUUGUAGUUUUACAAAAAGUCAGCAUAAAUACAUAUGUACAUAGAUACUUGUUGCGUACGUACGUAUGUAUAUUUUAGUAGUAAGGGCGGUCGCUUUAACGAUUGUCAACUGAAGGAGAAUGGGAAUGGGAGCAGCAGACAUAUGAAGUGAAGUGAUAUUUGAAGCACAAAGUGAUAUGGAAUUUGUAUGGAGUUAGGAGUUGAUCGUAGGGGUCGAGCAGAGAAUUUAUACUAUGAAUGUUGUUGAUUGCAUAGAAAAAAGCUGAAGAAAUUAUAUAACAUACAAACAAAAGUAAUAGUAAUGAUAAUGAUCUCAGUUAUUUAAAAUUAAAAAGGAAACUAAGACGCAUUUCAA